Molecule: messenger RNA, 1193 nt
Organism: Pecten maximus
Lineage: Eukaryota; Metazoa; Mollusca; Bivalvia; Pectinida; Pectinidae
Exons: 5
Coding region: 266-682 (138 amino acids)
Source: RefSeq, a predicted model, not a curated record
AUUUAAAUGAAACUUUGGCGACGUUACGCCACAUCUGAUAGACGCACGGAUCGGCGCAAUGGAACAGUAAUGUCAUUAUAGAUCAACAAGACAAAUAGAUCGGUGUUAACUCAUUUCCCAAGAAGAAAAAAAGAAGACCGAAUUAAAAGCUUGUUGCUGAACGUAUUCGUGAACAUUUGAUACAGCGUCCCUGGCUUUGAAACUCCUCCACACUGCAAUAUUCUUGAGUGAAACAGCAGCGAACAGCUAUAACGGUUUAGAGAGCAUGCCAGCAGUAACGCCUGAUAUCCUCGUAUUGACAUUGAUGGUAAUUUGUGUUGCUGGUAUGGUCAAUGCCAGGCCUAAAAUUGGACGAAGAUUUUGUGCGCAUUACCCCUUUGCUCCCAGAUGUUUGGGUGUGGCAGCAAAAAGGGACGGGGAGGAAGCAAACAAAAUACCUAGCAGAGGGCUACCGGACUAUGGAGAACUUUCCUCAAUUGUGUUACGAUCCAAAAAUGAAAUCGAUGAUAGUCCAGUUGACGUUUGGGACAGCCAUGAAGGAGGCAAUGACGUCAACAAAGCAGUCAUUGUGCCAAUAGGUGUCCUGAGUAAACUCCUUGGUACAAAACCAGCAGCAGAACUCAGUAAAGCUCAGAAGAGACGCCCAGACAUGUGGCUCGACUACGACACUGGUCGAGAGUAACCUCAAGAUGGCCAAAAACGCGAAUUGCCUUGUUCGGCAUAAAUGUGCUUUUCAAAGUCAGUCUUUUUGAAAAAACUAUUUUUCCUACUACACUUUCUUUAUCCAGAGAAGAAUGAGAGAUACAACAUAUCUUUCCCUUAAAAGAAUAUUUUCUUACCUACAUCAUGCAUAGCUUUAUUUCAGAAUACAGAUGAUAAAAGGUUUUUCCUCAUUAAAAUAUUUUCCUAAUUUUAGUAUGUUUUACAGAUAAGGGGAAAUUGCUACAUAAAUGUACAAAGAAUAUAUGAGUAUUUAUAUGUAUGUUAGACAUUAUUUUGUAAAAGUUUAAAUGUAUAUAUAUGAUUGCCUAGAUAGACAAAAACAUUACACACAAAAUUAGCAUUGAUUAUUGUAUUUCUGUGUCAUCUGAAAUAGAACAUAGCGAGACGUGCUUGUAUUGAAUUGCAUUGAUAUUUUCUAUGAAUGCGGGAAUUUGUUGAAAAUUGAAUAAAGAAAAGGAAUUGUUCUCCUA